Molecule: messenger RNA, 485 nt
Organism: Rhagoletis zephyria (snowberry fruit fly)
Lineage: Eukaryota; Metazoa; Arthropoda; Insecta; Diptera; Tephritidae
Product: LIRP-like
Cellular component (GO): extracellular region
Molecular function (GO): hormone activity
Source: RefSeq, a predicted model, not a curated record
AAUUUUGCACAGCUUCAACAAUAAGUUGCAUCCAACAGAACCGGAGCUCAAUAGACUUCCUUAUUAGUCAUAAAUUUUACAAUGUUGCUGAAUCUUUUCAAAAUCUGCGCUUCGCUGCUUCUUUCAUUUGCAUUUUUGCAGCAAAUUAGCGCCGAAAGAACAGUCUGUGGGCCAGCAAUAGAUGCUGUACUAGACACUAUUUGCGAAAAUGGUUUUAAUACAAAAUUUAAGAAGUCAUUGGAAUGGGACAACCUUGGCCACGCUGAGCUUGAAGAUGAACUUUCCUCACGCUAUGCGGCGGCGCCCUUUCCCUAUCUAGCUAAGAUUCAUGGCGGACAAGUUGACACAUUGGCUAAGACUCGUCGUCGCCGUGAAGGUGUAUACGACGAAUGUUGCCGCAAAAGUUGUACCUACAAUGAGUUAUAUUCGUAUUGCAAAUAAAUUUUUCUGUAAGAUCUGUAGGGUUCAAUGAAGAAAAUUUUAAU